UCCUUCUCCUCCUCCAGCUGUUUGUGUUGAUUUCCUGGUCAGCUGAUUCAGACGGAGCAAAGAUAGGAAGCAGAACGCUGGCAUCCACAAUGAUCAUCGUGUUUCAUCGUCCGGCCGAGAGCCUCUAAAAUGAAUCAGACAGAUCCGUAAAUCCGCUGUAAACCUCCGUGUUAAUCGCUGAGUUUCUGUGUGUGGGAGUUCACCGGCGUCGAGGCGAGUCCUGUGGAAAACAGCAGAUCUGUCCCCUGCCUCUCUUCCUCUUCUCCUCUGUUUACUGGAAAGCUCUUCUUCUCUCCUGGCUGCUGAAAAGCCCAUUUUUCCAGCUGUGGUGCCAGAAAAGGAAGCUGAGAAAGCCAGUGUCAGAACUAGCUGGAUUCAAUGUGAGACUCAGCACCUGCUCCACCAGAAGGAUUUGAAAUUAAAGAUAACUCAAGGGAGCCAGACCGGGAGGAGCAGCCUGAAGACAACAUGCCCCCGAAGUUUAAACGACACCUCAACGAUGAUGAGGUCACGGGAUCCAUUCGCAGCGAGAGGAGGAACUUGCUAGAGGAGGACUCUGAUGAGGAGGAAGACUUUUUUCUGAGAGGGCCAACAGGACCCAGGUUUGGGCCUCAGAAUGACAAAAUCAAGCAGGUGCAGUCGCAGGUCGAUGAGGUGAUCGAUGUGAUGCAAGAGAACAUCUCCAAGGUGAUAGAGAGGGGCGAGCGGCUCGAUGACCUGCAGGACAAGUCAGAGAGCCUAUCAGACAACGCGUCUGCUUUCAGCAGCCGAGCCAAACAGCUGCACAGGAGGAUGUGGUGGAGAGAUAUGAAGAUGAAGAUGAUUAUUGCAUUGGUGGUUGUUGCUCUCCUGCUGAUUAUCAUCAUUCCAGUGAUCCUUCGAUAUCGCUAGUGACUGAGGAGGAGGAUGGGGGGGGAUAAAACCUUCCUCUUUCUCUUCCUCCUCCUAUGUACCCCCGCACACAGUCCUCCACUCCAGCUAGGGGGCAGCAGCCAGCUUCCCACACCCUCUUCCAAUGUCAGCCGGUAUACCCUCAAGGAUCUGGUCUCAACUUGUCCCUUAGUACGGAUCUUAUCACUGUACUCUCACAUAAAUCUACAGUGAGGUCGGUACUAAGGUUUGGUUUGAUCCCUGCCUUGAAACUAAGCUCUAGAAAUGGGACACAUGGGGAAAAAUUGGGGAGAUAUUCCACCAGUGCUGUUUGGGAGAAACCUCUCAGCCUUCUAGUCAAUGUGAAGGAGUGCUCCAUUCCAUGAUACAUAUCACGUGCGGGGCUGGACAACAAGUCCCACAUGUUACAUCAUAUAGAUCGAUAUUAUAAAGGCAGAGAAUCGAUGCCAACCAUCUCUUAGUUUAGCCAGUCUGUUUCUGCUGCAGCAGUCUUAUAUAAAGGGGCUGUAACUUCCAGCAGAUGAACCUCUGAUAUCUGCUCACAAUUUCCUUGUCUUCUUACUUACUGAGACUUGGGACAAUGAGAAUGUUUAAAGGGAAUGCUUGGUGAAUGAAAGCACAUUUUUCUGCCCAACACAAAGUGGGAGAACAUCUGAGGUUUAUCUGUGGAGUCUAAAGCUGGUUUUUGGGUUGUUUUUUUUUGUUUUCUUUUCCAAUCUUUUAAGUGGCUUUGACAGAAAACUGCUUUCACUUUUCAGGUAUCUUUCCUUGUUCGCACAGAAAAAAGGGACUAGAAAGAAACUACAUGUAUUCGUACAAGAACCUGCUCUGCUCUUGUUAUAGUGUACAGAAGAACCAUGUAAAACCAAAACACCAAGGUUAUGAAUGUCUCCUUGCUAUUCUGUUCUCAGAUGCUGAGCUCUGAGCCCGUUUGGUCACGGCUGUCAAAUUUUUUCCUGCUUGUGGCAUUACAUCGUGUCUCACUCUGCAGAUGGUUCUGUUUGGUUUAUAUGCUGCUUCUGUCUCUUUUUUUUUCCUCCACUGUUUUCAAGUUCUUAUUCGCUCAAGUGUUUAACUGCUGGUGUUCCCAUUGCCACUGAAGGAACAGUUUAUCACUGUACGGUUUUAAGGAGGGGUGAUUUAUGUGGCUGAGCUGUGAAACAAGGAUAGGUGUAACUGUGUCUGGAUUAACUCGAGAUGUUCUUUUUUUCAUAUUUAUUUUGGCUGUAAAUAUUGAUUCUGUAAUGAUGUAUAAUACUCUGGCAUUGCAUUGGAAGACUGUGAUCCUUUUUUGCUCUGAAAUAAAGUGAUUUUAAAGGGCA
Molecule: messenger RNA, 2213 nt
Organism: Archocentrus centrarchus (flier cichlid)
Lineage: Eukaryota; Metazoa; Chordata; Actinopteri; Cichliformes; Cichlidae
Gene: vamp4
Product: vesicle-associated membrane protein 4
Exons: 10
Coding region: 469-891 (140 amino acids)
Biological process (GO): SNARE complex assembly; vesicle-mediated transport; Golgi ribbon formation
Cellular component (GO): trans-Golgi network; SNARE complex; membrane
Source: RefSeq, a predicted model, not a curated record